AUGGGAAUUCUCGCCACUUCGAUCACAAACGACUCCAUCAUUAUACCAGUGGGAUUUUACAUUAUCGGAUUUGAGUAUUUAAAGUUUACAGCUUUAUAUUUGAUUUUCCUCACCGUCCUUUAUAUUGUAACGAUCUUGUCAAACUCAUUCAUUCUGUCAAUAAUAUGGGUAGAUAAUCGCCUGCACACUCCAAAGUACAUUGCUGUGUCUAAUCUGGCAAUCGUCGACUUGUUGUUCAGCACAACCCUUAUUCCAAGUAUGAUCAGAGUGUUUCUCGCGAAAGAUAACUUUAUUUCGUACAACGCAUGCUUGACACAGAUGUUUUUUUAUUACUGCUUUUUCUCAUUAGAGUCGUUUUCCCUCAGCGUACUUGCCUAUGACAGAUUAAUUGCAAUAUGUUUCCCACUGAGGCAUAAUUCUAUCAACACUCCCAUUAGAAUGAUCAGUAUCUUAGGGGCUGGUUGGUUGUUUUGGGGAAGCGCCAUGUUGUUCCUCGUCGUGAUCUUGAACAAAUUGUCUUUUUGUGAUUCCCUCACUGUGCACAACUAUGUAUGUGAGUACGCUGCCGUGUUCUUUCUAUCGUGCAAUGACUAUACACUGCAAUGGAUCGCUAGCUCUACUGUGAGUAUACUUUUUCUGUUUGGGCCCCUUACUUUAAUCAUCCUGUCAUACGCCUGUAUUUUGAGAGCUGUGUUUAGAAUGAAUACUGUCGAGAGUAGGUACAAAGCACUUGCAACGUGCACAGAACAUUUUAUUCUCGUCGCUAUUUUCUACGGGCCAACCAUAUCGCUGUACAUCAUUGAACUUUUUUUAUUCCACACCGAUCCAAACAUCAAAAUGGUGAACUUGUCAUUAGCCUCAAGUAUCCCGUCCUGUCUGAACCCCAUUGUGUAUUCCCUGGCAACCAAAGAAAUCAGGAACAAAAUACUGGCUAUGCUCAAAAAAGUCAAAGUAGCAGCGUGGACGGGGCAGUAA
Conger conger (European conger) is the source of this 975-nucleotide messenger RNA. RefSeq names its product olfactory receptor 1496-like. Gene Ontology annotation, biological process: G protein-coupled receptor signaling pathway. Lineage: Eukaryota; Metazoa; Chordata; Actinopteri; Anguilliformes; Congridae. Gene Ontology annotation, molecular function: G protein-coupled receptor activity; olfactory receptor activity. The coding region runs from base 1 to 975 and encodes 324 amino acids. The transcript is spliced from 2 exons. The record is from RefSeq and is a predicted model, not a curated record. Gene Ontology annotation, cellular component: membrane.